Molecule: messenger RNA, 1283 nt
Organism: Hermetia illucens (black soldier fly)
Lineage: Eukaryota; Metazoa; Arthropoda; Insecta; Diptera; Stratiomyidae
Product: serine protease snake-like
Exons: 6
Coding region: 86-1171 (361 amino acids)
Biological process (GO): proteolysis
Molecular function (GO): serine-type endopeptidase activity
Source: RefSeq, a predicted model, not a curated record
CAAGUUCCAUUAGCUGAGAGACGUAUUACUCCAGUUCAUUUUAAAUUAGUGAAGUGAAUAGAUAUUAGUAAUCAUCUUUGCAAUCAUGAAACAUUUUCGUUCAGUACUAAUCAGUGCUAUUUUAUACACAACUUUAUUGUUGGCUACUUAUUUUCGGAUAACCUGUGCGCAGCUCAUUUAUGAAGAAGACUUAGAUUUACGCGUAGGGUCGGAUUGUAAAACUGAGAAAAAUUUAACUGGUGUUUGCACAAAAGCAUCCCAUUGUUCUAAAAUUAAAUUAGAAAUAUCUUCUACUAAGAUUUGUUCAUUUGACGGUAUAGAAGCAAUAGUAUGCUGCGUUCGGACUAGCCAACUGGUGUGUCAUAACUUUCAAAUAUUUAAUGGGAAGCUUGGUCUAAUACCUGAAAAACACCACUUUAUUGGUGGAAUCCGAGCCCAGCCACGGCAAUAUCCUCACAUGGCUGCUAUCGGAUGGAGUAACGAUAUUGACGGCGUUAGCUGGAAAUGUGGUGCAAGUUUAAUAUCGGACAAUUUUGUUUUAACCGCUGCUCAUUGCUCAACCUCCAGAGGGGUUGCACCGGAUAUCGUAAGAGCGGGAGUAGUAAAUUUGGUGAAGGAAGAUCCAACGGGAAGACCUCCGGUCGAUUUUGCUAUUGAGUCGAUUAUUGUACACCCAGAAUACAAAGCUCCAUCGACAUACCACGAUAUAGCUCUUUUCCGAAUCAAACCUACUAUAGAUUUAGAUGAUUUGAAACCAAUUUGUCUUUGGCCAAUAAAGGAAAUAAUUGGAACGGAUUUGUUAGGAAUGGGCUUUGGUACAACCAGCUUUGGAGGUCCACAGGCAAAUGAACUAUUCGUUGGAACCUUGAACUACGUUUCUCAAAAUCAAUGUCAAGUAGCCUUCGCUACUAGACAAAGUGAAGAACUAAAGAAUGGGAUCAUUGACAGUCAAAUGUGUGCAAAAGAUCGCGAAAAUAAACGGGACACAUGUCAGGGUGAUUCUGGAGGACCACUUCAACUCAAAGGAGACGCUACAUGGUAUAGGAAGAACUACUUGGUUGGAAUAACCUCUUUUGGCGAAGGAUGUUUAGGACCAGUACCCGGAGUAUACACCAGAAUACAUUCAUAUUUGGAAUGGAUAGAGCGCAUUGUUUGGCCCGAUUUUUUCUAAACUAUGAUAGAUAUAGAAUAUGACAGAUAUUUAUUUUAUUAUGCCAAUUAUUUCAUUCAGUUUCGUUGUUUGAAGCAGAGAAAUAGUCAAAUAAAAACUAUUGACUUUGAUU